GGCCCGGCGGGGACGCGGCCGGGCCCGGGGGGGGCGGAGCCCGCGGGAGCUCGGGGAGGAGGGCCGCGCAGGGGUAGGUGGUGCCCGAACCCGGAGGAGGGGGGUGUGUCCGUAUUGGAAGAUGCGGGGACACUGGGCUUCGCGCUUCGUCGGCGUUACCGCCGAGUCUUCAUCCGGAAACCGUAACAGCGGAGGACACUGAAACCUCUGGCUCUGCCCGAGGCAGGCACACAUUCCCCCACUGGCACAGAUCCCGCCAGGAAGCUGGACACAGGCCCUUCGUGCUGCCUGGGAGCAGGUGUUGAGCACCCAGACAGCCGCAGGGCUGGGCCGGCAAGCCGAACAAGUUAGGUGGCUGAGGGACCCUGAGAAACAGGACAGUGCAGACUGUCCAACGGGAGCUGCUGUCCCCACUCCAGCCAGUCGUUUCCAAGCAGCAAAGUUCCCAGUGUGUCCAGAUCUUGCCAUUUGCCAAGGACAUCAGUCAGAUGGACAUCAUUUCAAGAUGCUUCUGAAAUCCCCCAAUCUCUAAGUAUAGGAUCCUGCUCUGCCCCUCAGCUCCGCAUUUGAUGGCUGGGUCCUCAGCAUCUUGUUUUCCUCAGACUCUUGGGAUUCCUGUCACCAUCGUAUGAGUUCUUCCCCCAUCACCAUCCUGCAAUCCGGAGUUGUUCUAAGGAAUCUGGGUGUAGACACCUGUCCCUUAAGGAAUUCUCUGACCUCGGUGGAGUGUGGACUCUGGGGUAUUUCUUUUCGGUAAUACUGUCCUGACAAAUCUCUACAUACGUGUAAUAUUCCCAUUUCUGGAAACACCAUGCUGCCUCAAUUCACAGGCAUCCAGCCUGGCCCCGAAAGUGUCUCCCAGCCUUGGGAGUACCCAGGCUCACUUGGACUCUGCUUUGUUCCAGAAAUAUGGGGGUCUCAGGCCAGGCAACAUCAAGACAGCCCAGGCCUACAGACUUCCCGGGGGGGCAGGGCUUUUUUUCCUCACCCAUGAGGCUGGACUCCUGUGGUUGGAUAGGAGACCUUCUCUUUAUUUCUGUUAUCUUUCAUAUAAUAUCCACAUGACUCACGUUCCAAGUUCAUUCACACUGGCCUUCAUCCCCGGUGCCCUCUGCUGUCUCUCCCCCAGUCCCGCUGCGGCUGCUGGGGACGGUCCCUGUGGCUGCAGCUGGCGUCAUUUCAAGAGGUGGUGACCUUUGGAGGAUAUGACCCAAGAUUAGAGGUGUCUGGAAGCCUCUGGGAAGGACCGCUGAAAGGUGCAGGGACGCGAUGCUGGACAGUUCCGAGAAUGUGGUCCCUCAGGGAUCCUUCUUACAGCUGUCCGUGAUGCCCCAGAAAGCUGGAAAUGACCCCCCGGGUGUUUUUAGCACCAGCAAAAUGGAAACGGAGAUAAGUAACAUGAGAGAACAGUUUCUGAGGAGUGUGACCAAGUUAGUGGAGAGCAAAAGUUACAACAGCAAGGUAUUUUCCAGAGAAAAGUACUUUCAAACAAUAAAGGAGGUCAAGGAAGCCAAGGAAAAGGGGAAGAAGUCCUCGCGUGACUACCGCCGCGCCGCAAAAUACGACGUGAUCUCCGUGCACGGCACGGAGAAGCUAAUCGAGGCUGCGCCCGGAGAACACGACCGAGCACGGUUUUACGUUCAUAAGGAGGAGUUGUUUGAUAUUCUUCACGACACGCAUCUCAGUAUUGGCCACGGUGGGCGGACCCGCAUGCUCAAGGAGCUGCAAGGAAAAUACGGGAACGUCACCAAAGAGGUCAUCGUCUUGUAUCUGACACUCUGUAAACAGUGCCACCAGAAGAACCCAGUGCCCAAGAGAGGUCUUGCGCCCAAGCCCGUGCCUUCCAAGGACGUUGACUCCAGAUGCCAAGUUGAAGUACUUGACAUGCAGUCAGACGCCGAUGGCGAGUUCAAGUUCAUUUUGUAUUACCAGGACCACUUGACCAAGUUCAUCAUCUUGCGGCCAUUAAGAGCCAAACAGGCCCAUGAGGUGGUCAGCGUCCUGUUGGAUAUUUUCACGAUUCUCGGC
Molecule: messenger RNA, 2028 nt
Organism: Suricata suricatta (meerkat)
Lineage: Eukaryota; Metazoa; Chordata; Mammalia; Carnivora; Herpestidae
Gene: KRABD2
Product: KRAB-A domain containing 2
Exons: 4
Source: RefSeq, a predicted model, not a curated record